Rhododendron vialii is the source of this 2640-nucleotide messenger RNA. RefSeq names its product receptor-like serine/threonine-protein kinase SD1-7. Gene Ontology annotation, biological process: protein phosphorylation; recognition of pollen. NCBI's taxonomy places the organism in Eukaryota, Viridiplantae, Streptophyta, Magnoliopsida, Ericales, Ericaceae. The transcript is spliced from 7 exons. The coding region runs from base 89 to 2563 and encodes 824 amino acids. Gene Ontology annotation, molecular function: protein serine/threonine kinase activity; ATP binding. The record is from RefSeq and is a predicted model, not a curated record.
CUAAAAGUCCAAACCACGUUUUUGUCUUACUAAUUUAAAUAAGCAAAAACAUGAAACAUUUUCUGCUAAUCAGUAGAUCAUAUGAACCAUGGUCCUUCCCCUCAUUCUACUCUCCCUCUUCACCUCUCUCUCCCUCUUCACCGAAUUCACCGCCGCGCUCGACGUGCUAUCUCCGCACCAGACACUUGCGGACGCUGCCGGCGGAGCGCUGGUUUCCGCGGAUGAAUCCUUCGAGUUAGGCUUCUUCUCUCCACCCAACUCUGGAAACCGUUACGUCGGAAUAUGGUUCAAGCAAGUCUCACUACAAACGCCCAUUUGGGUAGCAAACAAAGACAACCCAGUAACAGAUACGUCUGGUGUCCUCACAAUAAGCCCCACUGGCAACAUAAUCAUCACUUCCAACCAAACAAAUCUCAUUUGGUCCUCAAACUCAACAAUGUUAUCAGCCAGUCCUGUUUUGCAACUCCUAGACAUUGGAAACCUUGUUGUGGUCAAUAGCAAUACAGGGAGUUAUUUAUGGCAAAGCUUCGAUCACCCGUGCGAUACGUUAGUACCCGGCAUGAAACUGGGAUGGGAUAUUUCCAAAAACCAAGAGUGGUACUUAACGUCGUGGAAUAGUUUGCAAGAUCCAUCCAAGGGCGAUUAUACGUACAGGGUUGACCCCCGGGGUCUCCCCCAACUAGUACUUCGCCAAGGAUCAACGAUCGCUUACCGAAGUGGACCAUGGGACGGGGUUCGCUUCGGUGGAAGUCUUCCACUAACUCCAAUGAUAGAGAACACUGUCUUCAGUCCUAAUUUCGUAUACAACACAACUUUUGUCUACUACUCGUUUGUUAACAUUGAUGAUACUAUCAUUUCAAGGUUUGUGGUGAACCAAACAGGAUUAAUUGAGCACCUCACAUGGAACCAGGGUAGCGGCGAGUGGGUAGAUAUAGCAACACUGCAAGCGGAUUCAUGUGAUACGUAUGAUCUUUGUGGACCUUAUGCGAUUUGCAACAUAAACGAAAUACCAAUUUGUCAUUGCAUGGAUGGGUUUGUACCAAAAGUUCCAGUGGAGUGGAAUAGGUUGGAUUGGUCAGGUGGGUGUGUGGCAAAGACAGAGUUGAAUUGUACGGUGGCCGCGGGGUUUAGGAGGUUUUCCAGGCUGAAAUUGCCGGACACGUCCUACUUUUUGGGGAAUAGGACAGAGAUAAGUCGGGUGGAUUGCGAAGAGGCUUGUUUGAAGAAUUGUUCUUGUUUGGGUUUUGCUCAAACUGAUAUUAGUGGGUGUGUGGUUUGGUCUGGGGAGUUGCUUGAUAUGAGAGAAUAUCAUGAAGGCGGACAGGAUUUGUACGUUCGGCUGGCUGCUUUUGAGCUCGGCUCCAAUAAGACCACACCAAGGGCGUUGAUCCCAUCAGUAACGGUCAUUUCAGUGGUUCUUGCACUGGGUUUAAUCAGCUGGUGUGUAAUUAUUAAGAAGCGGAGGCGAAUUACUGCUCAAAGGAGAGCUCAGAGACUGGAGACUGCAAGCCAACAGGUCCAAGAAAACACCCGAAGUACUGCAGAGGAGGACCUAGAACUACCUUUAUUUGAUUUGGCCACCAUUUCAACAGCCACUAAUAAUUUCUCCUAUGAAAAUAAGAUCGGGGAAGGUGGAUUUGGUCCCGUUUAUAAGGGUCAACUCUUAAGUGGACAAGAAGUAGCGGUGAAGAGACUAGCCAAGACUUCAAGGCAAGGUGUCAAAGAGUUCAAGAAUGAGUUUAUCUUCAUUGCGAAGCUACAACAUCGGAAUCUGGUCAGGCUGUUGGGAUGUUGCAUUCAUGAAGAAGAACGGAUGUUGAUAUAUGAGUACAUGCAAAAAAGAAGUUUAGAGUUACACAUAUUCAAUCAAACAAGUUGUAGAUCACUGGAUUGGCAAAAACGCUUUGACAUUAUAGUGGGGAUUGCUCGAGGACUUCUCUAUCUUCAUCGGGAUUCAAGAUUGAGAAUAAUUCACAGGGAUCUGAAAGCUAGCAAUAUUUUGCUGGACAACGACAUGAAUCCUAAAAUUUCAGACUUUGGAUUGGCGAGAAUGUUUGGAGAUGAUCAGUCUGAAGAAAAUACAAAUAGGGUUCUUGGAACUUAUGGAUAUAUGUCUCCAGAAUAUGCCAUAGACGGGCUCUUCUCUGUGAAAUCUGAUGUUUUUAGCUUCGGUGUACUGGUUUUGGAGAUUGUGAGUGGAAAGAAGAACAGAGGAUUUUACCAUCCCGAUCAUGACCUCAACCUUUUGGGACAUGCAUGGAAACUAUGGAAUGAAGGAAAACCCAUGAAUCUAGCAGAUUCUUUGAUGGAGAGUCCGAUUCCCACACCAGAAGUGGUAAAAUGUAUCCAAAUGGCCCUUUUGUGUGUGCAAAAUCGUCCUGAAGACAGGCCGCCGAUGUCAGCUGUUUUGUUAAUGUUAGAUAGUGAAAACGCAAUCCUUCCACCUCCUAAACAACCUGGGUUUUACACAGAAAGGUUUACUCCCGAGACGGAUUCUUCGUCAACUGGUAUAUAUCUUCUCGCUUCAAAUGAAGUAACAAUGUCAGCACUUCAUGGUAGAUAGAUGGGAUUGUUGUCCUAAAACCUUGUGAAGAAACUUUUGCAGAAAUUAUAUUGUUCUUCAGUAGUGUCAGUUUUGCU